CUGCAAAGUCAACAACCAUUUCCCUUUCUUCCUUCCAUCACCACCACUUUCAUCCCAAGGAACCCAGAACCAGUCUCAGGUAUUAACAUCGGAGUAACCCAUCAAUCCACUAUGGGGUUUGCGUCGAAGAUCGCCAACGGUAUGAACCGCCCAGCCGACGGGAACACCAACAAGCCUGGUGGUGGUGGUGUGUAUGGAGGAGCACCACCCACUGGCUACACUGGAGGACCUCCAAGCUCGCUGCAGCCUGGAGGAGCACCCGGUGGAUAUCAACCACAGCAGAUUCCUCAGCAGCAACAGGGUCAGCAGUAUCAGGCUUACUCAGGCUCGCCUGCUCCCGCUGGUGGUCCGGUAAGCUGAAAAUUUCCUUAGCUGUUCUUUCUUUACUUCUUUCUUGAGUUGCUCUUUUCCCAACCCCCCUCCCUCCCGGAGUUUCCUACCCAUCAAUCACCAUCGAAUGAACGAGAGCCGGGAAACAACUCCACCAUCUUCCU
Aspergillus uvarum CBS 121591 is the source of this 494-nucleotide messenger RNA. RefSeq lists its product as uncharacterized. The record is from RefSeq and is a predicted model, not a curated record. Lineage: Eukaryota; Fungi; Ascomycota; Eurotiomycetes; Eurotiales; Aspergillaceae. The transcript is spliced from 3 exons. The coding region runs from base 112 to 360 and encodes 82 amino acids.